UACCAGAGAAACAACGGUAGAAAACGAAAGAAAACGAAUGGAGCGAUAGCAAACGCAGUGCACCAAUUUUUUUUUAGUAUGUUGAGCAGGCAUUAAACAACUAUUAAUUAUUAACCAAUUGUCGCUGUCGUAACGGAAACGUAAGAAAAACGCGAAAGCAAAAACAACAAAAUAAAUAAAAUGCACAGGCGGUCGGUGCAUACAACUAUGUGGAGAAGUAUCGAAGCGUAAAAAUCAAAGUCGGCAAUCAGCCAACAUCAACAACAACAGCACCAGCACCACAAAGUCAUCACCAGCCACACAACAGCAUCAGCAACAAUAAUACAACGGAGAAAAGAUAAUAAAACUAAAAGACGGGACAGCAGCAGCUGGGAAACAUUUUCAAUGAGUGUGCGGCCAUAAAAGGAAAACGCGAGCGGGGAGCAGUUGACAACAGCAACAAAAACAAAACACAAAACAACACAGCAAUAGCAACAAAAACAAUCACCGCCUUAGCCUUAGCCUUAGUGGAUACAACGAGAAGUAGGAGACCAAAAGACGACACUACAAACAAAAACAAAAAAAAACAAAAAGAGAAACAAAAUCUUAACUUAAAUUACCGUAUAUUGUUAAAGCAAACCACGCAAAUCAAAGAUGUCCUCGCCCAGUGCUGGUAAACGACGCAUGGACAAUGACGUCAUCAAGCUAAUUGAAUCAAAACACGAGGUCACCAUCCUUGGCGGCCUCAACGAGUUCCAUGUGAAAUUCUUCGGACCCCAGGGCACGCCCUACGAGGGCGGCGUAUGGAAGGUGCGCGUCUAUCUGCCCGACAACUAUCCCUUCAAAUCCCCAAGUAUUGGGUUCGUGAACAAAAUCUAUCAUCCGAACAUUGACGAAUCAUCGGGGACCGUUUGCCUCGAUGUGAUCAAUCAGGCCUGGACAGCGUUGUACGAUCUGUCGAACAUCUUUGAAUCGUUUCUCCCACAGCUGUUGACAUAUCCCAAUCCGGUGGAUCCCCUGAAUCGCGAUGCAGCCGCCCUCUAUCUCCACGAGCCGGCGGAAUAUCAUCGCAAGGUCGCCGACUAUGUCCAACGAUAUGCGACCGAGGAUGCGCUGCGGGCGGCGCAGCAGGAGAGGGAGAGCAGCGACAGUGAGUCGAGCAUGUCGGAUUAUAGUGAGGAUGAGGCCCGAGAUAUGGAGUUAUAAUAUCGGUUUAACUGGAUAACUGUUUAGAUGGAGAGAGGGAGAGAGGAGGAACAAUCAGAUGAUCGCCUAAUUAAUAAUUUCGAAAAUGCAGAUAACAAACAUUAAUUAUGAUAUAUAUACAAUAUAUAUAUAUACAUAUAUAAAGAACGUGAUUCGAUGAUUGCGCAGAUCGUUCAGAUUUGCGCACACAUACUUAUAAAUAAUACACACAGACACACCCACACACACACGCAUAUAUAUAUAGUAUAUCUCUAUAUAUAUGUAUGAUAUGUAUAUGUGCAUGCAUAUAUGCAUAUAUAUUUAUUUAUUAACGUAAGCAACAAAAGUUUGAAACAAUUCUUAGUACUAUAGCAAUUAGUAGCUGAUAACAACAACAACAACAAACAGAUUAAUAAUUUUGAAUUGAAAUCUAACGCAAUUAAAUGGUUCUAAAAUGAAAAAAAUACAAAAAUUACAAAAAAAAUAUAUAGAAAUAUAUAAGAGUACACACACACACACACACCGAUACACACACACACACACACACACAUAAUCAACCCACUUGACGAGGAGAAGAAAACAGAAGAGUUUCGGUCAAAUGCAUUGUUUGUUAUCCUAAUAUUAUGAUUAUUAUUAUUAUGCUUAUGUUAAAAUUAUAUAAUUAUCUAGGCAACUAAAUGAACUGUGUGUUAAUUAAAAAAAAAAAACAAAAAAUGCAAUAACUCACUUUUUACUUUUACUUUUUAAUCUCUUCAUAUUUAUUCCCCCCCUAAAAUUUCACACCUCCAAUUUUUUUUUUUUUUUUUUUUUUUGUUUGUUAAAUAAGUGCGAUGGAACAGAACUAGAAAAGCAAAGUUAAACAAAGUUCAGUUAAUUAAGUAAAGAAAAAUCAAAUUAAUCAUAAUAAUAAUAAAAUAAUAAAAAUAAACGAACACAGAUUUUCAACUAAUUGUAUUUUACCGUGUAGAGUUGUGUAUUCUAAGUAGUUGUGUUCAACUUGAUGAUGAUAAUGAUUUACCGACUUUUUUUGUAUAUAAAAAUAAAGAAUUACCUAUAAUAUAA
This is a messenger RNA of Drosophila albomicans, 2226 nucleotides long. RefSeq names its product ubiquitin-conjugating enzyme E2 H (gene UbcE2H). The coding region runs from base 634 to 1185 and encodes 183 amino acids. The record is from RefSeq and is a predicted model, not a curated record. Gene Ontology annotation, biological process: protein polyubiquitination; ubiquitin-dependent protein catabolic process. Gene Ontology annotation, molecular function: ubiquitin conjugating enzyme activity. Lineage: Eukaryota; Metazoa; Arthropoda; Insecta; Diptera; Drosophilidae. The transcript is spliced from 2 exons. Gene Ontology annotation, cellular component: nucleus.